Messenger RNA from Papilio machaon (common yellow swallowtail), 2643 nucleotides. RefSeq lists its product as uncharacterized. The transcript has 4 exons. The coding region runs from base 802 to 1278 and encodes 158 amino acids. The record is from RefSeq and is a predicted model, not a curated record. NCBI's taxonomy places the organism in Eukaryota, Metazoa, Arthropoda, Insecta, Lepidoptera, Papilionidae.
CAAACCCAUUCUAUGUUGGUGGAAUUUCGCCACUAAGGUGAUGCUGAGCUGAUGCACGUGGGCAUAUUAUAAGCUGCUUUUUUAAAUACUGUGUUGACGAAGUUGCGGGCGACCGCUAGUAUGUAUAAGUAUACAUUUUAUACUAUAAAAUUAUAGAAGUAAGCAUAGGGGCAACACGCAUUUCAUAUGCCACAUGGCGAUAACACAAUAAAGUAUCUAUUGGAAACAAUAAUAAUUUACUUACUUUACACUUUAUAUUUUACUUAACACUAACAAUUAUACUUUGCAGAAUUAUCGUAGGUGAAGUGUUCCUACACCUCUGUUUUGUCCGGGACGGUUUAAUAUUUUCAUAAUAUAAUUUCAUGCUUGCUACGUGUGACAUGUUUUAUGCUCUUGGUAAAUAAAACAAUUAAAUUAUUUCGAUCCCAUGAUCGAGAUCGGGAAAAUAAUUUAUAUGGGCUAAAAAAGAAUACAUAAAAUAGGUAUUUUACUCUUAUAUACUCUGUUGUUGCAUGAUCUUUGAUUUGACGUAUAACGAUUUUUUUCUCCGAUAUCGCUUUUCGUUGCGUUGCCAGCUGCCAGCCAGUCAUCCGACUCCGUUCAGUUUAAUUUAACUUGCUGGGAAUUGUAACUUUGAUCAGAUUAAACUUAACGAACAUUUAACAAAAGAAAUGAAUGAACGUGUCGGGUUAGAGUAAGCAUUAUGUAUUAACAGAUAUUUUGCUUUCAAAAAUUUAUUAAAAUUGAAAAGACGAAAACUUAAAAAUAUUAUUUAGAUAUCAAUUAAUAUAGUGUAACACAAUGAGAGAUACGUUUGCGUCCGACUCCGUUAUUGAUUCGCCGACUCGUGAAAGUGUGAAAAUUAUUGACGGUUGUUACAAUAGCAAUAUUUUUAAAGCCAAGCCGUUUUUAAGUUCCCGUCGAGCGUUUCAGUCUAGCGCUGAGAAAAUAUCAAAAACGUUUAAAAGUGUUCGAAACACUUUCGGCAAUUUGUCGCAGCAUUUCAGAGUGAGCGGCAGGCGCAGACACAGGCUAGCGGAGGCUGGAUCUCCGUGCAAGAGUCCUUCUACACCAGUCACUAAAAAGAAGGGGUUGCUGGGCAGGAGCCCCGCCAAGCUGUACAGCCCAUUUGGCAUUGAGACCCCACACAGCCGAGACUUCCGCAUGUCACCCUACAUGCCUGACACCCCCGACGGGCUUUCACCAAAGAGACGUGUGGGUGUCAGUCAGUCAUGGCACCAGUUGGCGAAGAAGAGGCCGCGGGCGCUGUUCCGCUGAGCCCUGGUCGGCCCGGCGGCCUGCGCCCCCUCCCCCACCGCUUAGUGUAAGGUCCGCUUGGUGCGCAGGUAUCGUGUCAUUGUAUGGGACUGGUGCUACCUUCAGCGGGACACUAACAUUGUUUAUGCACUUUUUACAUAUUUAAAACCUGCUACACUACUUUUUGUACAACUUUACGUAAUUUAAUGUCUAGUAUUUUGGAUGCGAUCGCCUUUUAAAGUUUAUCAAUAAUGUUAAGUGCAAAAGGAAUUUUGUAUUCACUACUUGUUGAUGGGGAACUCGUUGUUUACAUCAAGUGGAGAAGUUUAAGGGAUAACUUUGAUUGAUGAGGGAACAUGUACUUAUAUGGUGAUAGGAAUUGUCUCAAUAAUAUUAUUAUCAAGUAGCGAGGCAUGUCGAGGCGAGGCAAAGUAUUCCGCAGAUAAAAAACUAGCAAUUCAUAACAUUCAAGUUGAAAUUCUUAUAAUAGAUGUUAAAAGCAAGUUUUCUCAAUCUUUUAAUUUUAGUAUGUUUCAUUUGUCUUAAACAUAACUCCAGGUGCUUCACUUUAUCCUAUCAGAAUCCGCUCAAUACUUGUUAUCCACUCACCUCUAUACAUGGACAGGCUAUAAACCGUGAUAUUUUGUUCUUAUUUGAUUUUCGCCAUUUUGCGGUUAGAAGCAGUGGUGAGCAGUCGAACUUGUAAUAGAGAUGAAAUCGACACUCAAAAACUUCAACAGGUGUGUUCAAGUCGGAAUUAAAUAAAACCUGUCAUUUCCCCGCAAUGACCUAUUCAUUUAUAGAGAUCAGUGUUGAUACGUCAUAAAUCGUAGGUUUCAGCGACAUUGUGCGCCUCUUGUUAUACUAAUACAUCUACUUCAACUUUUGCCUUUACUCUUCACUCAUCUUUAUCUUCUUUCGUUUUAUAUCGAAGCACUUUCCAAGGAAGUUAUUUAUUUAGUAGUGAAACCGACAAGAAAUCUUUACAUUAACAAUUUAUUAAAAUAGUUACUAUAAAAAUAUAAUAGACAAUUUUUUUUUACAAAAUAGCAAUAAAUUUGAACUGAUAAUGACCGAAGCUCGCGUCGCCCGCCCCCGCCUCUAAUGCCUUUGCGCAUAUACAGUAUUAUUCAAGCCAAAAUUAUACUCGCUUACAUUUUAACUUAGUGAUUACAUUAGGCUUCUCUGUGACAAUAUUUAUAUCUCACUAUUUAUUAUUUAUAUGGUAGCUUAAGUCUGUGCUCAGUUUUGUAUAAUAUUAAAAAUAUUUUUUAGGCAAUUUGAUGUAAAACCUGUAAGUUUAUAAGUAUUUUAUUUUUUAUAUUUUGUGUCUGUCAAAGACUGAAUGUACGAGGCUUGUAUGGCAUUGAGUGCCGCCCCGCCUUU